Molecule: messenger RNA, 2980 nt
Organism: Zea mays
Lineage: Eukaryota; Viridiplantae; Streptophyta; Magnoliopsida; Poales; Poaceae
Exons: 2
Coding region: 765-2051 (428 amino acids)
Source: RefSeq, a predicted model, not a curated record
UGGAGAUGGAGUAGGUGGAUGCCAUCUAUCUUGCUGUUCUUAUGGUGGACACCGUGGUAAAUAUCAUGCUUGCCACAACCAUUCAUCGGAAUGGGCCAGGCACAACAUUUCACCUGAACCUGGUCCUAUCAGAUCUUACUGGAUAACGAAAAGGACUUCCUCCGAUCAUGUUUCUCAUUGUGCAAAAGGAUCUGACAGACAGAUACGCCCAGCAGGAGGUUAUAGGAAGAAUUAUUCUGCUAACCAGGGGAGUGGCAGUCAGAACAGACCGUAUCAUGAUGAUAGCUAUCUACCAACUAAAUUCCUGGAUGACCAUUUUCCUGAGAUAGAUGCUGCAAAACAUCAGUCUUACUUAUGCGAUUUUCAAUCUUCAAGUAAGCAUAUUCCUGUUCACCCCUCACAUGGUCAAUCAUGUCAAAGGAAUGAAGUAGCAGAGACCAGUUAAUCGAUUUCAUCCCAUCCACCAUAAGCAACUUGAGCGCCGUCCCAAUGAAGAUUUUCAUGAUUGCUUUGAUAGCAGUCAGAAAUUCAGAAAUGCUUAUAAUGACAAGGUAGUAAAAAGGAAAUUUAUAAAACAAGAUUUCCUUGGAAACACUUACAAUGGUGCUUGUGUUGGUAAAUAUGAUAGAAACAGUUGCAGGAAAAGGAAUGCAUAUCAUUUUGGUGGAGAGAAAACCAGGAAGAAUGACACAAAUAAGGACAGGUCUAAAAGGCUUCGCUGCCCCCUUGAGCAGGACCAACGGCAACAGGUUGAGUGCAACGAGAUGAGAAAUGAUAGUCGGGAGGGAAAUGUUGAAAUGACCAGGUUAGUGUGUCAAGAUGGAGCAAAACGGAACUUCAACCAAAAGAAGAAUGCUACAGCUCCUGCUUCUAGUGACUCAACAAAGUGUGAUGGGAAAAAUAUAUUAAGUCCCAAGUGCAGCAAAACUAUUGCUUCAUCACACACACCAAAUUUGAGCGAAGGAAGUAAUGACAUGGAUCCAAAAUCUGACAACUACGUUGAUGGUUGCACUGAAAGAGGUAUACUGCAGCAUAUUCCAGUCACCCAUACAGAGAGGAAUAUACAACUGAAAAUAUCAGAUAAUUUUACUCAGUCUGAGGCGUUUCGCCGAGAUUGUUUAAUCCUGUGGAGAGAAAGACAAUUAAGAAAGGAUAGUGCUGCUAAGGCUGAUAACAUCGUGAAACCUGACCAACAACAGACUGCACAAAGAAGCAAGAUGUCAACUGGAAGAAGAGUGGGGAGUGGAGGAUCUGCUGCGUCUUCUUGCUCAAAAAGCGAUAAUAAAGACGACUCUGCUCCAGAGUGUUCUGACCAAUUUAGUGGUGCAACAUCAUCUGAUAAACUACAAAAGUUUGGUGAAGGAAGAGCUAACAAAAAGUUAGAGCAGACCAUCAAAUUCCCCAGUAACAGUAAAUGCAACAAAAGGCCUCAAGACGCAACAGCUGAGAAAGUAUUGAAGUGUAGUCUCAAGCUUCUGUCAGAAGCAGAUCCUCUUGAAAUUGCACAACCUAAAGGAAAGGAAAAACUUGUUGACAGGAGGCAGGUAUCAACCGAACAUCAAGAUGCCAAGGCGCAUAGUAGUUUGAAUGGUUGUUCUGACACUUGUAAGGUGGAUCAAGCAGCUAUUUCGCACUGUCAUAAUAGUGCACAUCAGAAUAUUUCUCAACAGGAGAAAAAAAGUGCUGUUUCGGAUGCAAGAAGGGAAGAGAAACCAGGUGUAAAAUGUGAAAAGAAAGCAGCAGGCCAUAGUGCCAAACUGGCUGAACAAUCUACUGGUCUGUAUAGUGACCCAAUAUCACUGGACAAAGAGACUGUUGUUAGUUGUUCAAAGCAUGGCACUUCGAAGGUAAAUGCACUAAAGGUUCCAGAUCAUGAGAUUGGGAGUACUUCACUCGAUGGGUCAAUGCUGCCUCGAGGAACUGUGCAAAUCAUAACGUUGGGGGAGGGGCGGUGGAGGCAAAGGGAGGAGGUGAGGCGGAGAGAGGUCGCGUCGGCGGUGGAGGCAGGGGGCGAGCAACGCGGCAGAGAGGAACGUGCGGGGGGAGGUUAGGGAUUGGGUGGUCGCGUGGUGGAGAAGGAUGGAGUGUGGGAGACGCAGACACACGAUGCGAUAUGGACGGUCCGGAUCCAUGGACGGCAGAACGGCAGAACCAGGGAGGCAGACUACUCUUGCUCUCUUAAUAUGUUGUACAGAUAUCCUCCACUCCUUUCGUGCUAAUGCAUACUUCUAUCUACCAUCAUGUAGAGCCUCUGUCAACAAAUACAUUUACCUAAUUGUUGAUUAUUUGUUUGUUGCUGGUCUUUGUCAUAACAUUCACACUGUAUUUCCUAAUAGACAGUGCUGCAGCUGUUUGGUUGCAUUUUUCAGUAUACGAUUUUAUAUUAAAUGCGAAUUGAUGCCUAUUUUAUUGUACAGUCACAAGCCUUUUUCUCUACAAGUUCAAUGAAAUUUGAAUAUAUCCACAAUGAGUUUCUCUUAGUCAAAUGCCUUGAUUAUUUUUUUGCACACCAAGUGAUCUAGUGGCUCCUUGAUGAUCUAUUCAAGCUCGCAACCAGAAACAUGUUUCAAGUAGAGAAGAGCUUGUCAAGGAUCAGGUGAGGCGACUCACUUUGUGUAUCUGAAAUUAUGAAUGCUUUAAGCGAGUUUUUUUAUUUUAUUUUUUUAGUUUUAGAUAGUGACAAAAUUUGAGAGGAAAAGGAGCUUGAAUAGCAGGGCUCUAAUAACAUGCAAAAAGGUGAGGCGACUCACAGAGAGAAUGUCUAAUGCCUCCCCACUAUCAUUUUAUCUAAAAAUUAGCAUCAACCGAUAUAUACCGGAAGAAUGCAUAUAAACUUUAUACCCCAAUAAAAAACCCCCAAUACACAUAAGCUCGGCAUUGUAUUACUUAACAUAUGUCGUAUAAAAGUUAAGUAUUGAAAAGAAGUCAGUUCAUUUUAUGUUUGAGCGACAAAUUCACUAACAUAUCGCAGGCUACUAAA